This is a messenger RNA of Parnassius apollo (apollo), 531 nucleotides long. Lineage: Eukaryota; Metazoa; Arthropoda; Insecta; Lepidoptera; Papilionidae. The record is from the annotation of a GenBank genome assembly.
AUGCUGUGGCACGACUACGACUGUUGGAACUGCAUGCUGUGGCACGACUACGACUGUUGGAACUGCAUGCUGUGGCACGACUACGACUGUCGGAACUGCAUGCUGUGGCACGACUACGACUGUUGGAACUGCAUGCUGUGGCACGACUACGACUGUUGGAACUGCAUGCUGUGGCACGACUACGACUGUUGGAACUGCAUGCUGUGGCACGACUACGACUGUUGGAACUGCAUGCUGUGGCACGACUACGACUGUUGGAACUGCAUGCUGUGGCACGACUACGACAGUUGGAACUGCAUGCUGUGGCACGACUACGACUGUUGGAACUGCAUGCUGUGGCACGACUACGACUGUUGGAACUGCAUGCUGUGGCACGACUACGACUGUUGGAACUGCAUGCUGUGGCACGACUACGACUGUUGGAACUGCAUGCUGUGGCACGACUACGACUGUUGGAACUGCAUGCUAUGGCACGACUACGACUGUUGGAACUGCAUGCUGCACGGGUAUGCUCUUCCAGCUCAAGUAUAA